Messenger RNA from Syzygium oleosum, 1561 nucleotides. RefSeq names its product V-type proton ATPase subunit D. The record is from RefSeq and is a predicted model, not a curated record. The coding region runs from base 508 to 1293 and encodes 261 amino acids. NCBI's taxonomy places the organism in Eukaryota, Viridiplantae, Streptophyta, Magnoliopsida, Myrtales, Myrtaceae. Gene Ontology annotation, molecular function: proton-transporting ATPase activity, rotational mechanism. The transcript is spliced from 3 exons. Gene Ontology annotation, cellular component: vacuolar membrane; proton-transporting V-type ATPase complex.
UACAAAAAGCCAAGCUUUUGGGAUUCCCCUCUCCUUCCUUUCGCUUCCUCCUCCUCCCCAUCAGUGGAAUCUGGAAAUCUAGCGCCGAUCUCCGCCGAUCUCCGCCGCGGCCCCUGUCCGUCGCCGCCAGCACCGGCUGUCUCCGCCUCCUCGUGCUCCGAUCUUCUCGUCGGUCGGUCGCUCGCUCUUCUUUGCCUCGCCUCAUUCGCUCUCCGCGUCCGUCCUGUCUGCUCGUCGGCGCUCUGCCUCCGAUCCAUUCUGCUCUCGCGGCUGCUCGUCCGCGCUGCUUCGUCGCCUCUCCGUCGUCGUCGCGGCCUUCGUCGUCGUGAUCUGCUCCGUUGCCUCUGCUCGCUGAAUCUCGUCGCGAUCUGAGCCCGAGGCAAUUCAUCCUCCCGGACUCCAAUACCUGUAGAGACGCCACAAAGCUGCAAAAUAUAAGUCCAAACCUGCUUGGAGAAUGAACAUCUGAGAAACAGAUUGCCUCUAUAUUUAGUAGAUUUUGUAAAGAUGUCUGGUCAGAGCCAGCGGUUGAAUGUGGUUCCUACUGUCACGAUGCUUGGAAUUGUGAAAGCUCGCCUUGUUGGUGCUACAAGAGGCCAUGCCCUACUGAAGAAGAAGAGCGAUGCUUUGACUGUGCAGUUUCGUCAGAUCCUGAAGAAAAUUGUAUCCACAAAGGAAUCAAUGGGGGACAUUAUGAAAGCAUCCUCAUUUGCCCUGACUGAGGCCAAGUAUGUUGCUGGCGAAAAUGUCAAGCACGUUGUUCUGGAAAACGUCCAGAAUGCUUCUUUGAAAGUCCGAUCUCGACAAGAGAAUGUUGCUGGUGUGAAGCUUCCUAAAUUCGAAUAUUUUACCGAUGGGGAGACCAAGAAUGACCUGACGGGAUUAGCCAGAGGUGGUCAACAAGUUCAGCUUUGUCGGACUGCUUAUGUGAAAGCCAUUGAGGUUCUUGUGGAGCUUGCUUCGCUGCAAACCUCUUUCCUGACUCUUGAUGAGGCUAUUAAGACCACCAAUCGUAGAGUGAAUGCGCUGGAGAAUGUUGUGAAGCCCAGGUUGGAGAACACAAUAAGUUAUAUCAAGGGUGAGUUGGAUGAACUCGAGAGGGAAGAUUUUUUUAGGCUGAAGAAGAUUCAGGGAUAUAAGAAGAGAGAAAUAGAGAGACAGCUUGCAUCUGCCAAGAGAUUUGCGGAAGAGCAGUUUGCUGAGAAGGUUUCCUUGCAAAAAGGGGUUUCACUAAAUACAGCCCACAACUUGUUAUCGGCAGCAAUGGAGAAGGAUGACGAUAUCAUUUUCUGAUUUGCCUGCGUUUCUCGGGUAUUUGAUUCGGCUGUGCUGAUUGUUUUGGCUCGAAAAUUUCCCAAAGCGGCCAUGGAUUAAAGCUUUCUCCAUAAUUAGUCUUCAUUUGGGCGUCUUCUUCUCCUUGAUUUGUUGAUUUAAAGCCUCGUCAUGUCGAGUCUGUAGUAUUUGUUCAUCUAGUGGCUUUAUCUAUUAGUUCGCUGCUAAGCUUGUACUUAAUCGGAUCCGUUCUCCAUCAAUAAAUUAAUGUCAUGGUGUUGAUUUUUCC